UUAGUGUGCAGAAGGAGAAUGAUCGAUCAAUGGUAGAUGAUAGGUUGUUUUCCCAAGAAAUACGAAAUAACAAAGUCAAACUUUGAAUCUUCUUAUGCUUACAUGAGCUUCUAAAGCGAGAUCUGUUAAAAUGCCACGUGAAUUGAGCUCAUCGUCAAAGCGAAAGAAGAAAAACGGCGCGUCGUCCGAAACAACAACAUUGAACGCCAAACUUUCCAAUGAAGAACUUCUUCGACAACUCAAGACAUUAGCAGAAGAGCUUACAAGUGCAGAGCAGUCAACGAAUACAAAUCAUUACGAUGCUCAAGCAGCUUUUCUUGCCAGUCCAUUUAUUAUUAAACACAAAGACAAAGAUGUCAGACUACAUGCAGCACUUUGUCUUGUUGAUAUUCUAAGAGUAUAUGCUCCAGAAGCACCAUUUGAUAAAGACCAGAUGUGGGAUGUAUUUUCACUUAUAAUCAGUCAACUAAGAGGACUUGAACAUGGACCAAAUGAAACUAAAUACAAGAAACGUUUUUAUAUUUUAGAGAGCCUUGCAUUGGUGAGAACCUUCAACAUAUGYGCUGAGCUUGAUUUUCAAGAUCUUAUUUUGCAGCUAUUUAAGCUUUUGUUUGGUGUAGUGAACGACAAUCACACUGUCAAAGAACAAUCUUUUAUGGUAGAAAUAAUGAGUCCAAUAUUUGAAGAGAGUGAAUCUAUAUCACAAGAAUUAUUAGACAGUGUUCUUAUMAACAUUAUUGAGCCAAAAAAGACUAGAAAUCCUGCUGCAUACAAAGUUGCAUGUAACUUGAUUCAGAGGACAUCAACUAAUUUAGAGCCUUUUAUUCAAAUGUUUUUUAAUAGUGUUCUUACCCUUGGCAAAACCUCUGAAAGUGAUUUAACUGAUAAAGUAUAUGAGCUUAUCCUGGAACUGAAUAGAGUCUGCAGUCCAGUGCUAUUGUCAGUGUUACCCCAGUUGGAAUUCAAAUUAAAGAGUACAGAUAUUGAAGAACGACUUACUGUCACUAAACUACUUGCACAGAUGUUCUCUGAUCCUGAUUCUGAGCUUGCAGCACAAAAUAAACCUUUAUGGAAUUGUUAUUUGGGAAGAUACCAUGAUAUCAAUGUUGAUGUUCGAGUGGAAUGUGUUAAGAGUGCCAAACAUUUCUUACUACAWCAACCUGAACUUGCGCAUGACAUCACAGAAAAAUUAUGCAGUCGGUCAAGAGAUCCAGAUGAGAAAGUACGCCAAGAAGUUGUUACCGUAACUUGUGAWGCUGCGGCAGAGAAUAUCAAGUGCAUUUCUGACACAUUAUUUGAUGAAGUUUGUGAGAGAACAAGAGAUAAAAAGUGGAUUGUGAGAGGAGAAGCACUGAUGUGUUUAGGAAAACUGUAUAAAAGAUACAUCACAGGCCCAAAUGCAGAUGCUCAAAUUGCUCGGAAGCUAUGUUGGCUUCCUAGUAAACUCAUACAUGGUUAUUAUCAGAACAUGGUUGAAGACAGGCUCUGUGUCGAGAGAGUCUUGUCUGGUUGUUUAGUUCCUGUCACACUUAAGACCAAGGAAAGGAUGAAGAAACUGCUUUCACUGUACACUCAGCUUGAUACAAAUGCAGUAGGGGCAUUCAAUGUACUUUUAAAGUGCCAAGCAAAUGUUAGAGCUGAUCUUGCUGCAUUAGUUGGACUAUCUGAGAAGGAAAAGUCUGAAGAAAAUGAUGCUGCAAUGCUGUCGCAUGUCAUAACACUUGCAAGAGCUAUGCCAGAGCCAUAUAAAUCUCAAGAAAACCUCAAGAAAUUGCAAGGAAUGUUGGAUGAAGUCAGAACAAGAGAAUUGUUUAAGAUAGCUGUUGAUGUUAAUGCAGGAUGUCCAGCAGUAUUCAAAGCAGUGGCUGACUUGGUGGUAAAACUUGGUGCCAGAAACCCUAUCUUAGAGACUAUCAAAGCUUUGCUAGACAGAGCUGCACCAGUCAUGGUUGAUACAGCAUGUGUUAAAGUGCUGCUUGAAAUGGUGAAAAAUCUUUUCGAAGGUCUUGAUGAUGAUGAAGAAGAUGAUGAUGACUGCAAUGAUAGUGCUGACCUAAAAGGAAACAAGGGCAUGGAAUUGCUUUUGACACUCUCAGGGAUUUUCCCAUCUCACUUCAGAAACAAGGAAUGUUAUGAAACCAUCUUAAUCUUUUUAAAACACAGCGAUCAGCAAAUAGUCAACCAUGCCCUUCACAUAUUGUCUAAUGUUGCUGAUGGAAUGGAAACCACUGAUAAAGAUGUAUCCAUAUAUUAUCAGCCAGUCCUGACUAAACUGGCCAGUAAAGGAACACCACAGCAAGCCAAAUAUGCUAUGAAAUCCAUUGCAAAGAUUUUUAAUGAUCCUUCUUCUGUUUUUGAAAGAAUCUUUAGUAAUGUUUUUGAGAAUCUUGAUUAUGACCACCCAUUGUUGUUGUCUUACCUUACAACACUGGCUCAAGUUGCUGUGUUGGCACCAUCUAUUUUUGAAACCAAGCAAAAAGCAAUCAUCAGAGAUUUUGUGGUCAAAGAAUUACUUGUAAAAGACAGGAGUACUGUGGAAGAUUCUGAUUCACAAGGUGAUGAUGAGUGGUGUGAGGACUGUGAUGUUACAAGAGAAACCCAAGCAAAGAUCAAAGGCAUCAAGCUUAUGAUAAGAUGGCUUCAAGGAUUAAAGAGCAACCAUCAUAACUCUGCAUUGCCUGUUUUACGUUUGCUCAGUACUUUAUUAGCCAAUGGAGGAGACUUGCAAAACAAUGGAUGUGUAUGUUCUCAUGACUGUUCACGUCUCCGACUUGCUGCAUCCUGUGGAAUACUGAAGGUUGCUCAAGAAAUGCAUUAUGAAGAAGUGAUUUCUCUUGAACACUUUCAGAAACUGGCAUUGAUAAUGCAGGAUUGCUGUGGAGAAGUUAAGACAAUAUUUACAAAGAAACUUCACAAAGCUCUUGACACGCUAAAACUCCCUUUAGAGUACCUAGGAAUAUUUGCUUUAGCAGGUUCUGAGGCUGAUAAAGAACGGAAAAUCAAGGUCCGUCAAAUGAUAACAAGAAAUGUUUCUAUCAGGAGGGAAUAUCUAAAACAGCACUCUGCUGCACAAGCAUGUUCACAUUCUUUGCUUCCUGAGUAUGCACUGCCAACUGUAAUCCACUUACUGGCUCACCACCCUGACUUUAAACCAAAAGAACAUGAGUCAUUGGUUCAGUUCAAAGAGUAUUUGUGGUUUUUUAUUGAACCAAUUUUAUCAAGUAAAACAGAAAACUUUGGACUCUUAAAGAAACUCAUAGAGACAAUCAAACAGACCAAGGAUGCUCAGAACCCAGAUGACCAAGAUGCAAAUGAGGCAUUGUAUACUGUGUGUGAUCUUGCUUAUGGACUGAUUGUUAGCAAGGCCAGUGGGUUAGUCACAGAAGAGUUCCCAGGACAACCACUUUUACCCAAGAAAAUGUUUCUACCUAAUACUAUGGAUCCUCCUAAUUCCAAAUCAUAUCUACCCACGGGAUUUGUGUUUUUUCCUGGAAAGCGAAAAACUGCAGCAUCUGAGCCUACCAAGAAGAACCCCAAACCAGCAAAAACUACAUCUGACAAAAGUAGUAAGAAACAGCUCAAAGUAGCUUUAAACAAAAUGGAAGAAAGCGGAACUAAGACUGCCGAUAAGAGGAAAAGGACUGCAAGCGUACAAAGAACAAGUACAAGAAAAAAGACAAAAGCAAUAGAUGAAAGCGAAAUAAGUGAAGAGGAGUCAGGUCCAGAUGUAAGUAGCCCAUUGAUGGUCAAGAGAAAAAUACUUAGCGACAGCAAACCGUCUUUUAAAAAUACCACCAAAGAGAAUUCUUCCACAAACAAAUCACCAACUAAAUCAAAAACAAGUGAUAAAGAAGCAACAAGGACAUCUCCACGUAAAACACGAAMCAAAACGUCCCCAGCGAAGCCUGAAUCUUCUCCCAAUAAACGAUCUCCAAUUAAAAGAGAAAGUCAACGUAACAGUUCAGGUAAUGUAGCCAAGAGGCUGCGGUCAGAGCUGGAUGCGUCCCCUGAUGACGAUUCAUUAGAUGAUACACCACAAUCGUCAAGAAAAUUAAAAGAGAAACCAGUGGUAAAUGGGGUGGCAACACCGAAGAAGGAGACAUCACAGAAGAAAGGUGUUAGAAAGAGUCCAACCAAAACUAAAAGGAAAAGUCCCGCGAAGAAAAGACAAACAAGUGCGUCAAAGUCCCCUGAGCGUUCUCCAAAGAAACAGAAAACACAAGCAAGUCCUGCCAAAUCUCCUAAGAGAACCCCUGAGAAGCGAAAAUCAACCAGUCCAAACAAACGACCAAUCACAACACGAACAAGUCCAACAAAGGAUGCAAAAACUAGUCCGGUUAAAAAACAUAGAAGUCCUAGACAGCAAUCGACGUUAAAUAUAAAAAGACGGAGUACAAGAAAACGUUGAAAGAUGACACUAAUAUAUAUCCAUGUACAAGGGGAAGACCAUGUUUGAGUUGUAUAGUCUAUAAGCCGUUGUUUUACACCCUUGGAACUCAUGUACGCGUCGAACACGAACUGCUGGUAAAGUGAAUUAACCAAGUUCCGUAUGUAUGCGUCGCCCGGGAACUUUUUAAUGGAGACAACUAGGUUCUCUGUAAAUGCUAUAGAAUAUUAUGCACCGUACUUGGUGAACCUUUAGCCGUUUUAGAUGUUGAUUUUUCAUGAAGACACCAAGACGUCAGGGCUUCCAAGCUUGACUCAUAUAACAAACUUUUAACUGUUAACUGAAUGGUCUUUCGGUGCAAUGUUUAAUUGAUCAAGUGACAAGUCAAGGUUUUUCGGUGAAUCGGUCAUUAGUAAAUGUUUCCUUAACCACAAUCAAUUUCCACUGAACUCAGUGUGAAUUCAUAAAGUUGUUCGUUUCUUGAUGGCCAAUAUUUGAUAAUUACAGCCUUUUUUCGGCUGCCACACAAAAAUGUUGCGUUUUAUUUGAGAACAAAGUACAUAAAGAUCACAAGCACUUUGUACAUCGCUUUUACUUUUAUAUUAGAUAUUUUGGGUGCAAAACCUGGAAUUAUCAUUACAAUUUUUAACCUUA
Exaiptasia diaphana is the source of this 5041-nucleotide messenger RNA. Its product is annotated as sister chromatid cohesion protein PDS5 homolog A. Lineage: Eukaryota; Metazoa; Cnidaria; Anthozoa; Actiniaria; Aiptasiidae. Gene Ontology annotation, biological process: mitotic sister chromatid cohesion; DNA repair. The record is from RefSeq and is a predicted model, not a curated record. The transcript has 40 exons. Bases 131 to 4408 code for a protein of 1425 amino acids. Gene Ontology annotation, cellular component: nucleus; chromatin.